Messenger RNA from Pipistrellus nathusii (Nathusius's pipistrelle), 378 nucleotides. NCBI's taxonomy places the organism in Eukaryota, Metazoa, Chordata, Mammalia, Chiroptera, Vespertilionidae. The record is from the annotation of a GenBank genome assembly.
AUGGGGAGGAGGGAGGGGGGAGGGGGGAGGGGAAGGGGAUGGGGGGAGGGCAACAUUAAACCCUGCCGAAGGUGUGACCUCAAGGACACUUGCCUCCAGGCUGCCCCUGGCUGGGAGGGAGGGUCUGGUGGGGCUGCCUUGAGCAGGAGGCCUGAGACCAGAGGUGAGACGGCUGAGCCCCAUGUGUGCCCCCUGGGGACUACACUGAUGGGCUCAGCACCACCUGGGACAGGCCAGUGGGAAGCCCCAGUUGUGCCUUGGCUGCACAUCCGGCAAGGAUGUGGUCCUAGGGGCCUCCGUGCCCUGCCCCAGCCUCGCCCGGUUCCAGUGGCUGGCAGCUUGUCACCAGGGGUGGCCCGGGCAUCCUCCUCACUGUAA